GCUCCUGCCAGGGGAACUCUGUUGAGAGGAAGAUCUAUAUCCCCCUGAACAAAACGGCACCGUGCGUUCGCCUCCUGAAUGCCACCCACCAGAUCGGCUGCCAGUCCUCUAUCAGCGGAGAUACGGGGGUGAUCCAUGUGGUUGAGAAGGAGGAGGACCUGAACUGGGUGCUUACUGAUGGCCCACACCCACCCUACAUGAUACUGCUAGAUGGAAACCUCUUCAACAGGAGGGUAAUGCUGCAGCUGAAGGGAACCUCACGAGUGUCGGGCCUUGCUGUGGCUGUUGCCAAGCCUAGCCCUCCCCAGGGAUUCUCUCCUGGUUUGAAGUGCCCCAAUGAUGGGUUUGGUGUCUAUUCCAAAGAUUAUGGCCCUCAGUUUGCACACUGCAAUAAGACUGUGUGGAAUCCUGUGGGGAGUGGGCUUUCAUAUGAGGAUUUUGACUUCCCUAUUUUUCUCCUUGAAGAUGCCAAUGAGACACAAGUUAUUAAGCAGUGUUAUCAAGACCAUAAUGUCCCUCGUGAUGGAUCUGGCCCUGAGUACCCCCUGUGUGCCAUGCAGCUUUUUUCCCACAUGCAUGCUGUCACCAGCACUGUUACCUGCAUGAGACGCAGCUCCCUCCAAAGCACCUUCAGCAUUAAUCCAGAGGUUGUAUGUGAUCCUCUUCUUGAUUACAAUGUGUGGAGCACCUUGCAACCUAUCAAUUCCUCUGGAAAAGUCAAUCCUGAGAAGGAAGUUAUUAUUGUGGCUACACGAAUUGACAGCCAUUCCUUCUUCUGGAACAUUGCACCUGGGGCAGAGAGUGCUGUCUCUUCUUUUGUGACCCACUUGGCUGCUGCUGAAGCCCUUCGUAAAGUGUCAGAUGUCCAUUUGCUGCAGAGGAAUAUAAUGUUCACCUUCUUCCAAGGGGAGACCUUUGAUUACAUUGGCAGUUCACGAAUGGUGUAUGAUAUGGAAAAAGACAAGUUUCCUCUCCGCUUGGACAAUAUUCAUUCAUUUGUGGAAUUGAAUCAGGUGGCUCUAAGGAAUGACUCAAUUUUAUGGAUGCAUACAGACCCCGUGUCUCGGAUGAAUGAAUCUGUUGAAGUGCAGGUUAGAAACUUGCUAGAUAUUCUGAGUAAUAGCAGCAUGGGAGCAAAUGUGACUUUGCAAGAAGCUGGAUUUUCGCAGCCUCUUCCUCCAUCUUCCUUCCAGCGCUUCCUUCGGGCCCGGCACAUCCCUGGAGUGGUCAUAACUGACCACAGGACUGCCUUCCAGAACAGAUACUACCAGAGCAUGUACGACACUCCAGAGAACAUCCGGAUGCAAUACCCCGAGGGGCUUAGCCCUGAGGAAACCUUGGAGUAUGUUACAGACACAGCCAAGUCCCUGGCAGAAGUUGCCACAGUGGUCGCCCGUGCUCUCUACCGGCUUGCGGGGGGAGCCAACAACACCUCUGCUAUUCAGGCAGAUCCAAAAACGGUCUCUCGAAUGCUGUAUGGGUUUCUGAUUAAAAUGAACAAUUCCUGGUUUCAGUCCAUCAUUAAACCAGACAUAAAAGGAAUUUUGGGUGAUGUUCCCCAACAUUACGUCGCCGUUUCCAGCCCUGUGAACACUACCUAUCUUGUCCAGUAUGUCCUGGCCAACCUCACGGGCACUGUUGUUAACCUCACCAAGGAAGAGUGUCUGAACCCUGAAAAAACACCCAGCAGUGAGAAAGAAAUGUAUGAAUAUGCCUGGGUGCAGGGUUCCCUGGACCCUAACUCAACAUCACGAGUCCCUUACUGUGUUCGGUCAACUGUUCACCUAAGCAAAGCACUCUCUCCUGCCUUUGAGCUGAGACAAUGGGGAUCUACAGAGUACUCCACAUGGACAGAGAGUAGGUGGAAAGAGAUCCGUGCCCGAAUAUUUCUGGUAGCCAGCAAGGAGCUAGAGAUAAUCACUUUGGUUGUGGGCAUUGCCAUUCUGAUCUUCUCUCUCCUCGCCACGUAUUUUAUCAACGCCAAAGCGGAUGUACUUUUUAGCAUCCCGCGGGACCCUGGGGCCGUGGCUUACUGAAGAUGCUCUUGGGGCUUGAGAAGUCUUAGCCCUUGGAUUACAGUUGUCAAAGAUAAAACUACACUGGAAUGCCCCUCUCUCUGGAUAGGGAUGCAAAUGGUUCUCUCCAGAGCUUCUGUGCUCGGGUUCUGAGGACUGAGCCCUAAAAUGUAAGAGACUUUCCCAGAAAACCGUGCCGGCCAAGCCCUAAUGAAACUGUGACUGAGAAGUUCCCAAAGCCUUUCUUUUUAAUUUGUCCUUACUUCUGAGCAACUUGAGAGGAUUGGUCCUGAAUGCCACUGAGACGACAAUGUGAUGAAUGUGUUCCCUAAAUGAAGGCAAGGGUGGAAAGGGUAAAGGUAUUUUCUCUGGGAUGUAUGUGGACCAGCAGAUUUCCAUGGUGUCUGACAGCACAGGUUGCUUCUUAAUGUCCAACAGUUGCUGUGAAUCUGUGUAUACUACAAUGCAGGGAGGGCAAGGUGUGUUUAACAGGUGAUUAGAUGUAAAAUGUGCUUUUUUUAAUGGUGCAAUA
Messenger RNA from Phaethon lepturus (White-tailed tropicbird), 2547 nucleotides. RefSeq names its product nicastrin (gene NCSTN). Gene Ontology annotation, cellular component: membrane. Gene Ontology annotation, biological process: Notch receptor processing; protein processing. Lineage: Eukaryota; Metazoa; Chordata; Aves; Phaethontiformes; Phaethontidae. The transcript has 16 exons. The annotation marks the transcript as partial. The record is from RefSeq and is a predicted model, not a curated record.